Molecule: messenger RNA, 1476 nt
Organism: Mollisia scopiformis
Lineage: Eukaryota; Fungi; Ascomycota; Leotiomycetes; Helotiales; Mollisiaceae
Product: general substrate transporter
Exons: 7
Coding region: 1-1476 (491 amino acids)
Biological process (GO): carbohydrate transport; transmembrane transport
Cellular component (GO): membrane
Molecular function (GO): carbohydrate:proton symporter activity
Source: RefSeq, a predicted model, not a curated record
AUGGAUCAACGUAAGGGCUGCAUGGUUGCAGCACAUCUUGAGAAGCGUAAACUUCUCAUUGCGAUCAACUCAGUUGCAGCGCUGUCCAUCUUCUUCUUUGGUUAUGACCAGGGAAUGAUGGGUGGUGUCAACAGCUCUUUCGAUUAUGUUCAGACAAUGGGGUUCGGUCAUGUUGAGAACGGAACAAUUACAGUUACCAAUACUUUACUCCAAGGUGGCAUUGUUUCAGUGUACUAUCUAGGCACUCUCAUAGGAUGCCUGUUGGGCGGAUCUUUCGGUGAUCGAUAUGGCAGAAUCUACACCAUUGCUCUUGGGUCCGUCUGGGGCCUCGUUGGAGCUACCCUGCAGACUUCAGCAAUGAAUUCAAACUGGAUGAUCUGCGCUCGCUUGGUCAAUGGUAUUGGCACCGGUAUCCUCAACGCUAUCGUUCCCGCAUGGGCAUCUGAAGUCGCCGAAUACACUACUCGUGGGAAGUUCAUCGCCAUCGAGUUCACGCUCAACAUCUUCGGUGUCGUUGUCGCUUACUGGCUUGCCUAUGGUGUUAGCUUUAUAGAUGGAGGAUGGUCACCCGUGCGCUGGAGAUUCCCUAUUGGCUUUCAGAUCAUCCCACUACUUGUUCUAUUAGGGAUCUGCUGGUUCUUUCCAGAAUCUCCUCGAUGGCUAUGCAAGGUCGACAGGGACGAUGAAGCGUUAUACAUUCUGCAGCGUCUACGAGGUACGGAAGGUGAAGAUGCAGGAAAGGCGCAGCUCGAGCUGUCAGACAUUCGAAGCAUCGUCGAGUUGGAGAAGGCAACAACACAUGGCAGUACCUAUUACCAUAUGUUCUUUGGCAUCGGGUCCGGAAAGCUUCACGUAGCCAGGAGGGUACAAUUAUGCAUAUGGCUUCAGAUUCUCCAGGAUUGGAGUGGCAUCGCAGGCAUUACCAUGUUCGGUCCGACUAUUUUUGGAAUUGCUGGUUUCACUACGGAGAAGGCUCAAUGGAUCUCAGGACUGAAUAACAUCUUUUACAUGUUUGCUACGCUAAUUUGCGUCUAUACACUGGAUCGAAUCGGGAGACGAUGGACCUUAUGGUGGGGCUCGGUAGGUCAAGCUUUGGCAAUGUUUCUCGUUGGAGGCUUUUGCAGACUUGGUCUCAACUCAACUGCCAAUGGGGAUAUUUCUGCGGCAAGCAAAUGGGGAGCUGCUGCUGCAUCUAUGGUUUACCUCUACACUUUCAUAUUCGGAGCUACCUGGUUGACUGUAAGAGCAAAGGGUAACGCUUGGGGCGUUGUGGGUUGGAGUGUGGGUAAUGGAACGUUAACACUAGUACUACCAUACAUCGUCUCCGCUAUCAACGAGAAGUUGCUUUACAUCUUUGGUGCAUGCAACCUCAUUUCCAUUCCCCAUUGGUACUUACCCAUGUGGGCAUUUUACCCCGAGUCAAACCAGCGCACACUGGAGGAGAUGGACAUGCUUUUUGCAUCUGAUUCAUUAUAG